Molecule: messenger RNA, 3204 nt
Organism: Colossoma macropomum (tambaqui)
Lineage: Eukaryota; Metazoa; Chordata; Actinopteri; Characiformes; Serrasalmidae
Gene: cmtr1
Product: cap methyltransferase 1
Biological process (GO): 7-methylguanosine mRNA capping
Cellular component (GO): nucleus; cytoplasm
Molecular function (GO): nucleic acid binding; methyltransferase cap1 activity; protein binding
Source: RefSeq, a predicted model, not a curated record
UUGUGUGGGGUUAGUGCUGACCGUUUAGGAGAAAGUCUAUGGCUUGAAGUGUCCUGGCUGCCAUCAUGAGCGUAGUUGCACUCUUAGGGGGGUUUUGUCUUGCUCCAAGGUUAAUGACCAUGAUGAAGAGGAGGUUAGAUGCAGCAGAUGAGGCGUCAGGAAGAAAGAAAGCUCGACGGGAAGAGGCCAGCUCAGAUGAAGAUGAGGAGUCAUCUCAGAGAACCACUAGCCAGGAUUCCAGUCAGAGCGAAUCUCUCAGUGAUGCUGAAGAUCACAGACCCAGCUUCUCCAAACCAACAGCAUCCCAGAAUUCUCAGAGCAAUGAUGCCACUGAGGGUUCCUCCAGAUUCUCCAUGUACAACAGUGUCUCUCAGAAACUCAUGGCCAAAAUGGGUUUCAAAGAAGGCGAGGGUUUGGGUAAGUUUGGCCAGGGCCGGAAGGAGAUUGUGGAAGCAUCCACUCAGCGAGGGAGGCGCGGUCUCGGGCUGACCCUGCAGGGCUUUCAGGGAGAACUCAAUGUGGAAUGGCAGGAUGAACCUGAGCCCAGUGCUCUUGAAGAAGUAUCAUGGUUUCCAGAAUGUUCUACAGAGAUUCCGGAUGCUGAUGAGCUGAGUGACUGGAUGACUAUGGGCGAGAGUAAGAUGAAGAUUGAUGAUGAGACGGCGUUCUGUUCAGAGGAUCUGUUACAACUACUGCUACGCUGCAAGAGUGUAUUUGAUGAUCUAGAAGGUGAAGAAAUGAGGCGAGCUCGCACACGAUCCAACCCGUAUGAAACUAUACGUGGAGCUUUCUUUCUCAACAGAGCUGCUAUGAAGAUGGCGAACAUGGAUCAUGUGUUUGACAACAUGUUCACCAACCCAAAGGACGGCCAAGGGAAACCCCUGGUGCGUGAUAAGGAGGGGGAGUUGCUGUAUUUUGGGGACGUGUGUGCCGGGCCCGGAGGAUUCUCGGAGUACGUUCUGUGGCGGAAGCGCUGGCAUGCGAAAGGAUUCGGCAUGACUCUAAAAGGAGCGAAUGAUUUCAAACUGGAGGACUUCUACGCUGCACCCAGUGAACUCUUCGAACCCUAUUAUGGUGAAGGUGGGGUAGAAGGUGAUGGUGACAUCACACGUCCAGAGAACAUCACUGCAUUUCGUAACUUUGUUUUGGAGAACACGGAGAGGCGAGGCUUACAUUUCCUCAUGGCUGAUGGGGGUUUCUCAGUGGAAGGGCAGGAGAAUAUUCAGGAGAUACUCAGCAAGCAACUCCUACUGUGUCAGUUCCUCGUGGCCUUGUCUGUCGUUAGAACAGGAGGACAUUUUGUGUGCAAGACAUUUGACUUGUUCACACCGUUCAGCGUGGGUCUGAUCUACCUGCUUUAUCUCUGCUUUGAGAGAGUCUCGCUCUUUAAGCCAGUCACCAGUCGGCCUGCCAACUCCGAGAGGUAUGUGGUGUGUCGGAGUCUGAAGCCAGGCUCUGAUGCAGUGAGAGAGUACUUAUUCAAUGUAAAUCUGAAGCUGAACCAGUUCAGACACUCUGAGAGAGACGUCACCGAUGUGGUGCCACUGGACAUCAUCAAAGGAGACACAGAUUUCUAUCAAUACAUGGUCCUGUCCAAUGAGAGCCACUGCAGAGUGCAGAUUAAAGCUCUGUCUAAAAUCCAUGCCUAUGUCAGAGACACGACAUUAUCUGAGCCCAGACAGGCUGACAUUCGUAAGGAUUGUCUCAAACUGUGGGGGAUUCCUGAUCAAGCCAGAGUUACUCCUUCUUCCUCUGACCCUAAAUCCAAGUUUUAUGAACUUGUUAAGGGUUUGGACAUUGAUAGCUUUAACUCCAGGCCGACACCCCUGAACUCCAGCACUUUGGAUAGACUGCAGCAUGUGCUGGACCAUCGAUGUAUCGUUGGAGGGGGAGAGCAGAUCUUUCUCCUGGGACUUGGGAAAUCACAGAUCUACACAUGGGAUGGCAAAGCCCCUCUGCGCUGGAGGAAGCUGGAAAACUUUAAGUUGGAGCUGCCUAGAGACACCCUGCUGAGUGUGGAGAUUGUACAGGAGCUGAAGGGGGAGGGUAAAGCCCAGCGCAGAAUCAACGCUGUACAUGUUCUGGAUGCUCUUGUGCUGAAUGGCACUGAUGUGAGAGAGCAGCAUUUCAACCAGAGGAUUCAGAUGGCAGAGAAGUUUGUGAAAGCUGUUUCCAAACCUAGCCGGUCAGACAUGAACCCAAUAAGAGUCAAAGAGGUCUAUCGGUUGGAAGAGAUGGACAAAAUUUUUGUAAGGUUGGAAAUGAAGGUGACCAAGAGUUCAGGUGGAAUGCCGCGACUUUCCUACACAGGCCGAGAUGACCGCCAUUUUCUGCCCAGUGGCCUCUAUAUCAUCAAAACAGUCAGUGACCCAUGGACGAUGGCAUUCAGUAAGAGUUCAAAGAAGAAGUUCUUUUUCAACAAACAGACAAAAACAUCAACCUAUGAGAUGCACCCUAGCGCCGUAGCCCCGUUUCAUGUGUGUCAUCAUGACAGGCUGUUUUGGGCAUGGGAAGAAGGAGUCAGAGUUCAUGAUUCCCAAACCCGUGUUGAUCCUGAGAAACUCUCCAAAGACCAUGUUCUUUCGUUUAUCCACAAACACUGUCAGCAGUGGUAGACGUGAGACUGAGAUCGAAGCGCUGAAGCUUCUCUCUGCCAGCAGAGGGUGCUGUAGUUCACAGAAGAGGGAGUGUAAUAAAAUGCAUGGUGUUUUAUACUUGCUGUGAUAAAGCUUUACAGCAUUUUGUCCUCCAGAAGCCUAAUAUAUCCUCACAUCCUGUGUCUGGCAACAGCCUGUAGUGAAAAUGACAGUGAAGUUAUGAAUUAUUUCUUCACUCUGUCAGGUUUUCACAUCGUGGAUGUGGAUAGCUGUAGCGUUUAGCCUCUAUAGACUUGACUCUGCAGUCCUGCAGUGCCUGAUGCAGCCAGAAAAACUAGAAACGUGCUGCCUCCAAACUCCAGCUUCUCUUCAAAUAAUACAGUGCAUGACCACAGGAGUGUACAUUUCCUCUUCUGUGUGCUUGUGUGGUGGUGUGGCCUAUUGCCUUCCCCUUUUCUUCAGUUUUGUUUGCUUGUAAAUGUUUAAAUGAGGCAGGCGUCUUCGCUUUGAUUUCUAAGAGUUUCAGAAACGCCUUUGCAUUUUUAAGCCUGUCGCUGACUUUGAUAAUAAUAUAAAAACUACUGAGGUAUUUUCAGCCUCUGUUGAA